UCGAGUCCGCUCGCGUUUGAUGGGAGAUAUCGACUGUUCCUUCUGGGUGCGACCGUUUCAAGUCAUGGAGUGGAGCAGCGAGGCAUCCUUAGCCCUCAUCGACGAGUACAAGAGACACCCCGUGCUGUGGGAUUCGAGGCACCAGUCUUACUCCUCCAAGGUCCAGAAACAGGAGGCAUGGGAGGACAUCGCCCUCAAUAUGCAGAUGGACCUGCUGGAAGUCAAGCAGAAGAUGAACAGCCUGCUGGGGUCCUUCCGCAGGGAGAAGUCGAGGAUGAGGAGGGUUAAGGAAGGCUCCAGCGUCUACUGUUCCAAGUGGUUUGCUUUUGAAAAAAUGCAAUUUUUGCUCCGGGAAGACGAAACCGACAGUUUGGGCAUUAAACUCGAAGACGAAGAAGACUCCAUCUUCGACGAGCUGAGGUUCCCCUUAAAUGAACCUCAGGAGACUGUUCCAAGCGAUAAAAGGGCCUCCACAGGAUACGCUUCACCUUUGAGAAGGGCCAAGAAGCUUUUGAAACCCGUACCAGCGGACCCGGUGAUUGAAGACCUAUCCAUUUUUCCACAGGACGAGUAUGCUGCUUUUGGUAAUUACAUAGCCUGCAAACUAAGGAAGUUCGACCCCAGAUCCAGAGCUUUCGUGGAGCAUGCUAUAAACAACAUUCUUUUUGAGGCGGAUAUGGGGAAAUAUGACAAUAUGCCGACGCCCAGUCAAGAAGCUUUAGCUUCUUUGAAUGACAUUGCUAAUAAUUAGUAAUGUUUUGACGUCUUAUUAGAAGUAGGGAAUAAUAUAAGCAGGAUUUAGCGUUAGUUUUAAUGAAAUUUAUUAAUCUGUAUUCUUAACACGUAGAAAUUUAAGAAUAAACAU
Anoplophora glabripennis (Asian longhorned beetle) is the source of this 865-nucleotide messenger RNA. RefSeq lists its product as uncharacterized. The record is from RefSeq and is a predicted model, not a curated record. NCBI's taxonomy places the organism in Eukaryota, Metazoa, Arthropoda, Insecta, Coleoptera, Cerambycidae. The coding region runs from base 20 to 751 and encodes 243 amino acids. The transcript is spliced from 3 exons.